UCAUCCCAAAACUGUAGACUAGGCCCUGUGGGCUGUGCAGAGUGCUGUGGAUACAAAGAUGGACAGGAAGCAGGCCCACCUUCAAGGAGUUCAGGAUGUGGUCCAGGGAGGGCCACUAAGCCAACAAUUAUAACAGACGAUGACAAGUGUUCUCUGAGGAGCUGGGAGACGGAGCCUGUCCUGUGAAGUAGACCCCCUCCCCCUCUAGCAGGUGUGGAAUUUGGGCAGGAGGUGUUAAGAAAGGCUUCCCACAGUAAUUACAGGAAAGGUAGGCAUUAGCCAGAGAGCUGGGGAGGAGGGGUAUCCAGGCAAGGGAAACAGGAUGUGAAAACAUAGCGUGAGCAAAGAGAACAAAGAGAGCUCCAAGAGUCCUGUAAGAACAUCUUCGAACAUCUUCUAUUGAUCUCCAUUUUUGGCCCUAUAAGCCCCGUACACCUAAUCCAACAGCCUCUCGUAGGGGUAUCAAUCAAUCAACGUGUAUUUGUUGAACACCUACUAAGCACAUUACACAGACACAGAUGCUUCAAAGUCUUGCAGCUUAUUUAGAGUCACCCAGAUGUCAUAUUGGGGCUUGGGAAAUGCUGAAGCCUGGUUUAUCUAUCUCGGAGGAGGUAGGCAAGCAUCUAUGAAGCAAAGAAUUCCUUCCACAUAUGCAUUAUAUUGACACUAAUUUUUUAGUUCCAGGAAACUUCCAAAGUUUCCCACUUAGGAAAGCAGAGCAAUUGGGAUGAGGGAUGGAAGAUUAGGAGAACAUUCAUCAUGGAUGAGGCAGGUCACUGGAGACCUCAGGAAUAACAUCUCCCCCCCACCAGCGCUCCACCUCUGGCACCCUGGGAAGAGGGCAGCUUUGGCCCUCGAGUUCACAUCCGAUCUCCUGGCAGGGAACCAUAGACUUAGUCAACAAAGCUCAAAUCUUGAAAAAAUGAGCAAGAGUGGUGGAGGGGAUAUUGAGAGAGAUAGUAGAGUAGAAAUCCAGAAACAAGUGAGCCAGGGAAGAAGGGAGCAGAAAACAGGGUCCAGGGCAGGCUGUGAAGAGAUUCUGAAGGAAGAUGUUACUGCUGCUGCUAUUCCUGAGGGCUGCCACAAGCAGAUGUCUACAUGAUGAAACGCAGAAGUCUGUGAGCCUUCUCAGAUCUCCUUUCUCUCAACUUCUCCCAAAUGUCCGCUCUUCCUUCCUCACCCACCCUGGCUCCCGUGAUCCUCAACCCCUCCGAAUCCAAACCUGUUAUAUUGGAGGUCCUGUAUCAGAUGGAGCCUUGGGUCCUGAGGGAGAUGGGAUGAAAGAGGAUUCUCGAGCUAUGGCCGCAGUGAGUGAGGCUGCUCAGAGAAUCCAGAGUGUCCUAGCGGUCCCUCCAGUGCAAGGACCUCUGCUUCUGAAUCGAGACCCUGCCCAGUACUGCCAUGCUGUCUGGGGAGAUCCAGAUACCCCAAACUACCACAGGUGCAGCCUUUUGAAUUCAGGGUACAAAGGAGAGAGUUGCCUAGGGGCAAAGAUUCCUGAUGCCCAUCUCCGUGGUUAUGCCUUGUGGCCAGAACAGGGUCCCCCACAACUGGUCCAGCCAGAUGGACCUGGGGUCCACAACACUGAUUUUCUUCUGUAUGUGCGGGUUGCCCAUACUUCCAAGUGCCAUCGAGAGCCCUCUGUAAUAGCCUAUGCUGCCUGCUGCCAGCUGGACUCAGAAGACAGGCCCCUUGCUGGUACCAUUGUCUACUGUGCCCAACAUCUCACCAGCCCGAGCCUCAGCCAUAGUGACAUUGUCUUGGCCACACUACAUGAACUGCUCCAUGCCCUGGGUUUCUCUGGACAGCUCUUCAAGAAGUGGAAGGAGUGCCCCUCAGGACUCAGUGGUGAGAGGAGUGAGGAUCUUUCCACAUCAACCAGAGGGAAUAACUAUCUCAUGACCUCCUUCCCUCCAAUUCUACUUCACUCUUCCAAAGUUUCCCUCUUCUCAUAUCACCUUCUCCCAUUUCUGUACUCAGUGAGAGAGAACUGUUCCACAAGGCAACAAGUGACAAGGCAAGAUGAGUGGGGACAGCUGUUUCUGACCACCCCAACUGUUAGCCACAGCCUGGCCAAACACUUGGGAGUGCUAGGAGUUUCACUGGGUGUUCCCUUGGAAGAAGAGUAGGGUCCUUUCUCUUCACACUGGGAGGCCCGACUACUCCAAGGGUCCAUAAUGACUGCUACCUUUGAUGGUGCCCAGCGCUCUCGACUUGACCCAAUCACUCUUGCUGCUUUCGAAGACUCAGGCUGGUACCAAGUCAACCACAGUGCUGCACAGCAGCUGUUGUGGGGCCAGGGAUCUGGCCUGGAAUUUGGCCUGUUGACUACAUGUGAAACUGACUCUUCAGGCUUCUUCUGUACUGGCAGUGGGCUGGGCUGCCACUACCUGCACCUGGACAAGGGACGCUGCUCUUCAGAUCCCAUGCUGGGAGACUGUCGCAUGUACAAGCCCUUGGUCAAUGGGAGUGAAUGCUGGAAGAAGGAGAAUGGAUUCCCACCUGGGGCAGAGAAUCCCCACGGGGAGAUCUACCAUUCCCAGAGUCGUUGCUUCCUUGCCAACCUCACUUCACAACUGCUCCCUGAGGACAAGACCAGGCAUUCCUCUCAGACCCCACACCUCAAGGAAGGAGAGCUCACAGGCCGUUGCUACUUACAUCAGUGCACGGAGAGGGGAGAAUACAAGGUGCAGGUGGAGGGAUCACCCUGGGUCCCAUGCCUUCCAGGAAAGGCUAUACAGAUACCUGGGUACCACGGUCUUCUCUUCUGUCCCCGGGGUCGGUUGUGUCAGACUAAUGAAGGUGCCAGUGCGGUUACUUCCCUGCCCAUGAGUGUUUCAACACAAGGCUUGGUAUUGCAGCUAUCUUUAGGAUUAGCUGAGCCCCCAGGCCACUCCUUGGGGAAGGAACAGCGAGAAGAGCUGACAGAAGAAGUACUGCAGGCUCUGCUGAGCAGAGGAGGGACUGGCAGGUGCUAUUUCCACAGCCCAUCAAUUACUGCUAGUCUGGUGUUCACUGUGCAUAUGUGGCAGUCCCCUGGCUGCCAAGGGCCUUCAGUUGGUAUGCUGCACAGGACCUUGACCCUGACUCUCCAGGAGAAGCCCCUAGAAGUAUAUUAUGGAGGAGCUGUCUUUACCACAGAAUACAAGUUGCUGGCUACCUCGAACCCUAAUGGCUCCAUGACCCAUGUAGGUCUGUCUAUGGGCCUUUGCCUAAUGCUGCUAAUCCUAAUGGGUACGCUGGGAACCAUGGCCUAUCAGAAACGAGCUACCCUUCUGGUGGGACCAUCUCCCCCUUAUCAUUCAUCAGAGCUCCAAGGCACAAGGGGCCUAGCUGGAGGAGUAAGGGAGGUGUAAUGACACUCAGAAUAUGACAGGAGUCGGGCAGAGGAUUAUUUCUCGGGAGAAAUCUGGGUGAAAAGUCUAUCUAGCAUCUAGACUUAAGUUUUACUUUCUCAGAAUGCCUCUUUCCCCAGCUAUCAACUUUGUACUAGUCUUGCAAGGAAAAAAGAGACUUAUGGUUCUGAAAAUC
Loxodonta africana (African savanna elephant) is the source of this 3531-nucleotide messenger RNA. It is a transcript of the gene CIROP, whose product is annotated as ciliated left-right organizer metallopeptidase. Gene Ontology annotation, molecular function: metalloendopeptidase activity. Gene Ontology annotation, cellular component: cytoplasm; membrane. The transcript is spliced from 13 exons. Lineage: Eukaryota; Metazoa; Chordata; Mammalia; Proboscidea; Elephantidae. Gene Ontology annotation, biological process: proteolysis; cell adhesion. The record is from RefSeq and is a predicted model, not a curated record.